Fusarium sp. VM40 is the source of this 1527-nucleotide messenger RNA. The record is from the annotation of a GenBank genome assembly. Lineage: Eukaryota; Fungi; Ascomycota; Sordariomycetes; Hypocreales; Nectriaceae.
AUGGGCGCCAUUAUAUCGACAGUUCAGUCAGUAACCUCGACCAUUUCGGCUGGUCUCAAGACCUUAGCAUCGCUUCACAGUGAAUUCUCAUCUCUCUUGACCCGCGCUGCGUCAGCGCCAGGAUUUCCUGUUCCAGAGCCUACGCAAUCAUACUGGCUCGAUGAUCCACCCUUCCCUGCGCUAUGUGAUAUCCAAGACGGUGAUCUACCACAGGAGGCAGAUGUGGUCAUAAUCGGUAGUGGGAUCACAGGAGCAUCUGUAGCUAAAUCUCUCCUUGAACUCUCUGAGUCUAAGCUGCGAGUUGUGGUCUGCGAAGCAAGACAGCUAUGCAGCGGCGCAACGGGUAGGAAUGGCGGACAUAUCAAGAGUGCGCCAUAUGAGGAGUUUGCUAUAUUUCGUCCUAAACUGGGAGCCGAGGAAACUAGGAAGGUGACUCGGUUCAAGAGAAGGCAUUUGGAGAUGAUGAAACAACUUGGUGAGAGUAUUCCACAGGCUGAGGUGAGGGAGGUAGAGACGGUUGACAUGUACCUCGAAAAGGAGGACUUUGAGAAAGCAAAGAAGCAGGUUGAAGAGGUAAAGGAUUGGAUGCCCGAGGAGGCACAUAAGAUCUGGGAGGGCGAGGAGGCGAGAAAAGAAUUUGGUGUCAAUGAGCUUGUCGCUGGCGCAGUAUCAUACUCUGCUGGUGCACUCUGGCCAUACCGUCUUGUCACAGGCGUAUGGAACGACCUCCUUGAGAGGUUCUCAGGAUUGAGCAUCAACACUCACACACCUGUUGAAAGCGUUACUCAGAACUCGGACGCAUCCUACACAGUCAAGACAUCUCGCGGAGUUAUAAAAACGCAGCAUGUAGUUCACACUACAAACGCCUAUGCAGGUCAGCUUGUUCCUUCGCUUAGAGGGUCUCUCGCUGGUGCCCUUGCACACAUGAGCGCUCAACGACCCGGCGCAUCGUUCCCAUCUUCACACGGGAACCGCUCUUGGUCUGUUGUUUAUGCACCGGGCUUCGAUUAUAUUACGCAAAGACCAGAUGGGCCGGAUGGGACGCCGGGAGAUUUGAUGAUUGGAGGAGGCUUCUUCAGGAGUCGACGCGAAGGCCUCGAUCAGAUCGGACUAUGGGAUGAUAGCCAAACCCAUGCUCUACCCCUGAUGCAUAUCCGCGGCGUCAUGCCAGCUGUCUUUGAACCACAGUGGGGAGAGGGCAGCAAGCUUGUCAAGUCCUGGACAGGAAUCCUAGGCUUCACAGGAGAUCUCAUGCCCCUUGUUGGGCGAGUUCCUGGGUCUCGAGUGCAAAAAGACUCAGGGGAGUGGAUGGCGGCAGGAUUUUGCGGCGAAGGAAUGGUUUGGGCCUGGCUUUGCGGAACGGCAUUGGCAGUCAUGGUGCUUAGUAAAGAAGGAGAAGAUUUGGCAGAGGGUGUUGGAAGGCCUGGAGGGAGGUUGGAUGAGUGGUUUCCAAAGGAUCUAUUGAGCGUUGAUAAGAAGAGGUUGAGGAAGGCCGAGAUAGCGAACUUGGCGGACUUCUUCGAGUAG